GUUUUGUCGGAGACGGUCUGCUCCAUGGUCUGGACUGGUCCAGCUAACAUUAGCUGCCUGACCUGCUUGGCUCAGUCGCUGGACAGAUUUCACGGAUAAUAAUGGUUUAUUUUUAGGCCGAACAAUAACAACGUUUAAACGUCUUGCUGGAUGGUAGCCACAAAGACAUAACUGGGCCGGGAAGCCGUCAGUGCCAAGAAAGAAAGAGGCUCCAUGGCAAAGUGGUUGAAGGACUACCUAAACUUAGGCAGCAGGCGUGACCCUCCCCAGCCCCCAAGGCCAGACUACACUGAGAGUGAGAUCCUGAGGGCCUACAGAGCUCAGAAGGAGCUUGAUUUUGAGGAUCCGUACCAGCACACUGAUAAGGAGCAUCAGAAUGGUGGUUUCAGCCCCUGCAGUGCCACAGUGAGCCUUCCCUCUUUCCCUGCAUUCGGCUCAGUGCUGCCUAAUGGUGUGGAGGUGAAAGUGGUGUCACCCAAACACAGACUUAUCAAAGUGGACUCUCAGGAGUUUGGUCGUUGUAAAGUCCCCCUUAGUCCUGUAACCAUUCAAGAGGAACCUGUGGUCCCAUCUGCCCCUGCAGCCUCAGACGCUGACACUGACUACUCUGAUCCCUUUGAUGUCCGCCCAGACCCUCGAGGCAGAUCACAGUGGGAGAACAAAUCUGCACCAACAGACUGCUGCAGCUAUAUGGAACCAUUUGAGGCCCAGCGGAUCAUAUCAGAACUGCAGCACAGUGUAAUGAUAAACAGAUCUGGGAGUGGAGAUGGUGGUCAGUUGUAUGAUAACCCAUACGAGGAGAGGAUUCGUCACCUUCACAGAUCUGCUUCAUCAGUACAACAGCAACAAACUCAGAGAGUGGAGGGUGGACUUAUACUGAUGGACAGCAGGGAGAGCAGGCUUCCUCAGGAUGACGAGAGGCCAGCUGAUGAAUACGACCAACCCUGGGAGUGGAAGAAGGACAACAUCUCGAAAGCUUUAGCAGUUCAGUUUGAAGGAGCAGAAAGGGAGCGUUCGAGAGCUCACACAGAGCAGGUCAGACUCACUAAAGCGGGCACUACGUCUUCCUCAGCAGACUCAACAACGUUGCGUCUGGUUGGUGACACCCCCCCUCUCCUGGGAGAGAGAGUGGAUCCAUGUAUACCACUGGAGAGACAAGUGUGGUAUCAUGGCACCCUGAGCCGCUCGGAGGCCGAAACUCUGCUGACUUUGUGCAAAGAGAGCUCUUACCUGGUGAGAAACAGCCAGACCUGCCAGACUGACUACUCAUUGUCCCUCAGGAGCUGUAAGGGCUUCAUGCACAUGAAGUUCACUCAGUCUGCAGAUGGGCGUUACGUGCUUGGAGAGAACAGCCCUCCCUUUGCCACCAUCCCUGAGGUCAUCCACUACUACACCACACACAAGCUGCCAAUCAGAGGGGCCGAGCACAUGUCCCUACUGUAUCCUGUCAUCGUGCAGACCCUCUGACACUACCAUGCUCUCAUACUCCUCCUCCCGGUGCUACUGAGUACAAUAAAUACACUCCAUAUUUACCUUUUACAGUCCCUCUCCUUUCCAUCAUGCCUUUUCUCCGCAAUUCUACCUGCACUGCUCACGAGAGAUUGGACUUUUCAGUGCCAUUUUUUUCUGUUUACAAACACCCCUGCAACUUUCCUGGCAGCUUAAACGAAAAGCUCAGUGCCUCUCAAAUAUUUACCUGUAAACCAGUGUUGUCUCUGAAACCCCCUGUAUAACCCCUGAAAAUCAGCAUUAACUCAUUUAAAGAUUGUGGCUGAGUUUAUAUAAAUAAAAACAUCAAAAGAUAAAAUCUGGGUGUCUCUAGACAGUAGACUGAAGAUUUUUUUGCAUGGAGACUUGUCUCUUUUACUGUAUCACAAAGAGUGUACUGCCAGGCCACUUUAAGGAUAACAGGGAUGUUUUAUUUUGGUUUGUGCCAAUCAUCUAAGGAGAUUUAUCCUUUAAAGUGGCCCAUGAAAACAUUUGCCAUUGGGAUUUGAACUAGAUGUAGGAAGUAGAGAAUGCAGUAAAAAAAAAGUGCAGUUGCUGUAAUCAAAACUGUUGCUGUCUUUUAAGUGUUAGUUACACUUUGAACCAAACACUACAUAUUUAACCCUGGUCUUUUAGAUUAGGGUUUCUGUGUUUAAGAGGCCUGUGAAUGUCCUAUGAUGCUGUAGCUGUGCACCCUGCAUUGUUUUCUUUUUUUUGAUAUUUUGUUUGAGCAGCACAAAGCAACAGCAUCAGACAGACAGUAACAGGCCCAUGCAAUACUAGUUUAGAGAGUAAUAACUAAAGUCCUAUCUUGAAAGCUUGUGGCUUUGUGAUCAUGGCUAUUACAGAAGCUUUGGUAGAUUAUUUACUGUUAUUUGCUGUUUUAUAAGAUUUUAAAUGUGUGUUAAAAUAAAGGUGGUGUCUGUUUUUAAA
This is a messenger RNA of Cheilinus undulatus (humphead wrasse), 2421 nucleotides long. It is a transcript of the gene shda, whose product is annotated as Src homology 2 domain containing transforming protein D, a. The record is from RefSeq and is a predicted model, not a curated record. The transcript is spliced from 8 exons. Gene Ontology annotation, molecular function: phosphotyrosine residue binding. The coding region runs from base 214 to 1467 and encodes 417 amino acids. Lineage: Eukaryota; Metazoa; Chordata; Actinopteri; Labriformes; Labridae.